AUUACCGGCUUCCGGCGGAAGUCUCGCCUCCAGCGAAACAGUACCCAUCUGGAGCUUCCGGCAGGAGUCUCCGGGCGGGAGCCCGGGCGGAGGAAACAGAAGACUCCAGAGAGUGUGGCAAGUUGCACCCACUACGUCUCUGAGGAGGAAGCUGUCAGUUUCGUGAGAGGAGCCACAGAAACCUGGGCUCUGGUGAGGCGGCAGGGAAAGAGUAACUGCGGCCUGUGUGAACAGCCUGACAGACUGAGGUGACUUCCUGCAUGGUGCCCCAUAGAGGACGGAGCUGGACAAGCUCUCUGAAGGAAAAGCAAGGCUUGAACAGUGGACAGAUGUCAGUACAGUGACCCAGGAGGAAGUGAACAGAAGUAGACAGGUUAGUAAGUUGAGAGAAAGGGGAACAGGAUACCUGGCGUGUAGGAUCCCCAUGACUGUCUGGGAAGGGGAGGCAGUGGUUCUUACGGUGUUCUUAGGCUGUUCUGGAGUAUUUUGGAGACUCAACCCAGACCCUCCAUGUGCUAGGCCAGCACUACAAAGUAAUUUCUAGACACUGUCUGAGUUGUUACAACUUGGGGUCAGAGACAUGAUGCUUGUGGCAUCUGGUGGCUAGAAACAGGGAUUUGUUAACAGAUUGCAGCAUAGAAGACUGACGUCGCCCAGACAGAGUCAGUAAUGCCAGGCUGCAGAGGCCUAGCCUUGAGAGAAUGUGAACCUGGAGGUCUGUUUGAAGAAGGUUUGACCCUGGGUCCCCAGCUGUUUAGCAGUGUCCACAGGAGCCUGAGAUUAGUGGUCCAGGUGAACAGGUCUGGUCAGCAGUUGGAUCUGUCUCUGGAGUUCAUGGUGACCAGAGCUGGUUGCAUGCCGGGGGGGUGAUGUCAGCCUUUAGAAAGUGGGUCAGGAUACAAGGCUGCCUUAGCCGAGCAGGGCAGGGCCUCCCCCUGGACCCACCAUGCCUUGGGUCACAGCCUGUUGUUUAUUAACCUGGACGUCAGCGGCGCCCACACUGUGGUGUGAAAGAAAGGUAUUGGUGGUGAAAUGAGACAUGUGUCCCCCUGUCCGUUUCUGUGGUGCUGGAGUCACCAUGAGACCACUGGUGAGUUCCUCUUGCUGUAGCAAUCACGAGAGUGAGCCCACCAUGAGGGGAACCUCGCAGCCACCAUGCCCACAGCCCCAGAGCUGUGAGCGCUGUUGCUGUCCGCAGAGCAGGUUUUCCAGAAUGAGAACUCUUAGUUCCACUUGGGCAGCACACAUGGUGUUCUUAACAAUUUCAGUGUAUGGCAGAGCCCUGGAAAAUGUCAUUUGCUGAAGCCAGUGGCCAACCCUUUGCUUUGGUGACUCCCAGAGGUGCUCAGAAUGCAGAAUCCUUUGUAGCCUUUAAAGUCCCUGCUCACUAAACGCUGGCACCUCCUCCAGGUCACCACCCAGGGCUCCCGGGCUCCUCUAUCUUAGCCACAGUCCAGGAGUCCUUUGAACAAAGCUCACAGCCAACUCAGUUUGCCCUCUGGGAGAUGAGAUAACAGGUUCCAGAGUGCAGAGCAGUCUGUCCAGCCUGGUCAGAGAAGAGCCUGAUCUCAUGAUUCUGGAAGGCUCCCAGAGGAGUUGACAUUUCAGCACGGUGGGGAGGAAAUACCUGUAGUACACCUGAAAAAGCAGACGCUGCCUAACAGUGAGCCAGGGCUCACCCACGCAGAGCCAGGGCCCCUGAGCCAGGCUUGCCCUUGCUGGGCUGACUGACAGGUGGUAGUUUGCGUUGGCAGGCAACUCCUCUCUGGGAGUAACUGUUAGAGAUCAGGUACAGCUGACCCACUUGAGUCCUAAAGACCUGAAAUCUCAUCCACACUGUCUGUCAUAGAGUCACCAGACUGAAAGGGAACAAAGAGAAGGGCAGGUGUCUGUACAGCCCUCGUGGAUGUAACCUUACAAGCAUUACACAAGGGAACGGAGUGUGCCACUGAGAGCAUGGCCCCGAGCAUGAGGCCCUGGGUUCUGUCCACAGCACUAAAAAGAAAAAAAGGUCUGCCUACUCAAAUCACACCCCUCUCAGUUGCUACCAAAAAAGUAGGAGAGCGAUGGGCCAUAGACAGGCUCCUGAAGAAGAGAAUUUGUACUGAAGUGGGUCGAACUGAGGAAGGGUGGGCUGGGUGUGGUGUUCCCUCCACCCCUGCUGGAAACAGACCAGCAGCGAUUGACUAGACCAGAUUAGACCUUGGACCUCCAGGCAGGGCUUUGGCCUUCAUGAAGGCAGCUGGGAACUGCUGAAGGGCUGGAGCAAGGGCUGAUGAGACCACUGUUUAUCUGUUGAAAGUCAUAGUAGGGCCAUGUGGAAGACAAUUUGAAUGUACACUUGAGUCUCAAUACCUGGACUGGGGUGGGACCCGUGCCCUCUGCUGUCUCUUGGUGGCCAGAGCUGGUCUGUAGCCACGCCACCAGACCUCGCCUCUCUUCUCUCCAGCAGUAGAGCUGGGGGCCUGUGACCUCUGCAUCCAGCUAACCAUGGGACAGUUUGGCUGUGGUCACCAGCCCCUUAGGUGAGGACUCCAUCAAGGGCCCAGUGCCCGUUCCACAUCAUGGAGGCCGGGAGAACUCUUCCAGCCAGGAGAGCUGCCCUUUGAAAACCGUGGUCCAGUCUUGCUGGCUCUCCCUGCCAGCCAUCUUCAAGAGAGGCUCCCAUUCCUGCUGGCCCACGGAUGGGGAGGUGGGCCCUGGACGUCGCCUUUGUGUGGAAGGCAGUGCUGACCCUGGGUCUGGUCCUCCUCUACUACGCCUUCUCCAUAGGGAUCACGUUCUACAACAAAUGGCUGACAAAGAGCUUCCACUUUCCGCUCUUCAUGACCAUGCUGCACCUGGCCGUGAUCUUCCUUUUCUCUGCCCUGUCCAGGGCACUGGUCCAGUGCUCCAGCCACAGGGCCCGGGUGGUACUCAGCUGGACUGACUACCUCAGAAGAGUGGCCCCCACAGCACUGGCAACAGCGCUUGACGUGGGCCUGUCCAACUGGAGCUUCCUCUACAUCACUGUGUCGCUGUACACAAUGACCAAAUCCUCUGCUGUGCUCUUUAUCCUGAUCUUCUCUCUGAUCUUUAAGCUGGAGGAGCUGCGUGCAGCCCUGGUCCUGGUAGUCCUGCUCAUCGCUGGGGGCCUCUUCAUGUUUACCUACAAGUCCACACAGUUCAAUGUGGAGGGCUUUGCCUUGGUGCUGGGGGCUUCGUUCAUUGGUGGCAUCCGCUGGACCCUUACACAGAUGCUUCUGCAGAAAGCCGAUCUCGGCCUCCAGAAUCCCAUCGACACCAUGUUCCACCUGCAGCCACUCAUGUUUUUGGGGCUCUUCCCUCUCUUUGCUAUAUUUGAAGGUCUCCAUUUGUCCACCUCUGAGAAGAUCUUCCGCUUCCAGGACACAGGGCUGCUCCUGCGGGUUCUUGGGAGCCUCCUCCUUGGCGGGAUUCUGGCCUUUGGUUUGGGCUUCUCUGAGUUCCUCUUGGUCUCCAGAACAUCGAGCCUCACACUCUCCAUCGCUGGCAUUUUUAAGGAAGUCUGCACCCUGCUGUUGGCAGCUCACCUCCUGGGUGACCAGAUCAGCCUCCUGAACUGGCUGGGCUUCGCCCUCUGCCUCUCGGGCAUCUCCCUGCAUGUGGCCCUCAAGGCCCUACAUUCCAGAGGUGAUGGUGGCCCUAAGCCCCUGAAGGGCCUGGGGUCCAACGCUGACCUGGAGCUGCUGCUCCAGAGCAGCCAUCAGGAGGAAGAGGACGGUGAAGAGGAGUAUUUUGUGACCCAGGGGCAACAAUGACCAGCCCAGGAGCAGCAGACGCAGGCUACUCUGCGGUCAGCACUCCUGGCAAAUCUCGACCAGGUUCAGGGGCCCAGCCACCUCCUCAGAGCAGCUGCAAGUGGUGGCCUCAGAGCUGCCUGUAAGGCUCUGAGACUCCUGCUCUUAAUGUGGAGCUUGGUCCCAAAUAGUGAGUGCCAGGCUAACCCCAGACCUGAGCUGUCAGUGAAGGGAGCCAGUGGCCUGUCUCCACCGUUGCUCUGGCUCCAAGAGCCAGGGUGAAUUAAGAGGUGAGGUAGCUUUUCAGAUUCGGAUUGUGGGGCAGCUGGAAAGGAGUCAUGGAGAGGCUGGGCCUCAUCACCUGGACAGCAGCUUCCUCAGAGAGAAGGUUUAUUUAUAGUUGAAAUAAUGAUUUCCUUCUCCACAGCCCAGUGUUGCCUAAGGCAUGAGAGCAAGGAGAGCCCUGGAACCUGGCCUCUCCUCCAUUCCCUGCCUGGGGCCUUGCCGUCUGCCCUGCCUUCUGUAGCCCAUGCUCCUCUUUGUGCCCCAGGCCCCAUCCUUGGGGCCACACCAUGGACCCACCACAGGAAAUAAAUGAGUGUUUGCUCAGUGCCAUCCUCUGCA
Molecule: messenger RNA, 4382 nt
Organism: Grammomys surdaster
Lineage: Eukaryota; Metazoa; Chordata; Mammalia; Rodentia; Muridae
Gene: Slc35h1
Product: solute carrier family 35 member C2
Exons: 11
Coding region: 2685-3779 (364 amino acids)
Biological process (GO): UDP-glucose transmembrane transport
Cellular component (GO): cis-Golgi network; Golgi apparatus; endoplasmic reticulum-Golgi intermediate compartment
Molecular function (GO): antiporter activity
Source: RefSeq, a predicted model, not a curated record